AUGGCAGACCCUUCCUCUUCCUCUUCUUUGUCUCCAGGGCGGGAGCAGGAUCCCGAUCAGCGAGAAGCCGAGAUUCUAUCUCAACACUUACAUCCUCAAUUCACGGGCUCGCUCCAUGAGGAGUCUCCUUUCCAAUCUCGAGCUGCCAAUGAAGCCUCCUCCAGCACAGAUACGCCUGAACCACAAUCCUCUCUCAAGCUCCUGGGAGGUGACAUCCAUCGCGAUCUCUACCGGAUCGAAGCCAAAGCCAAACAAGCUUUGCAGGACAAGAGAUCCGCCAGCUUCUCCCACACCUUCCGGCCACCUGAUGAUGCCAUCGAAGAGGGCGUCGCGGCCCAGGAACCAGGCAGCUUUCGUCGUCAUUUCGUGCAGCAUAAGCAUGGCUGGACCAGCAACGCACGCAUCACCCCUUCCUUCCUGGAUUUCCUCGACCUGUACGGCAGUUUCGCUGGCGAAGAUCUCGCAGAGACGGAUGACGAAUCGGCGAUAACGGAGGAUAUUGAGCAGGAGCCUGAGCGGAGACCUUUGCUGGGUCGGCGCCGGACGACUCGCGUAGCGCGUCCCGGAGAUGCUUCUCAAGUCAAGACCUUCUUCACAUUGCUCAAGGCAUUCAUCGGCACCGGUAUUAUCUUUUUGCCUAAGGCCUUCCGCAACGGUGGUAUCGUCUUUUCCUCCAUCGCUCUCGUGGCGGUCGCCGCGGUGACAAGUCUUUGCUUUCAUCUGCUGCUGGAAUGUCGGAAAGGGCAUGGGGGUGGCUAUGGCGAUAUCGGCCAACGUAUUGCGGGACCGCGAUUCCGAUCUCUCAUCCUGGCAUCCAUCGCCAUCUCCCAGUUGGGCUUUGUCUGCACCGGCAUCAUCUUCACGGCGGACAAUGUCCGUGCGGUUUUAUUGGCGGCGGCUGACAAGUCGGAGAAUUUCAUGUCGACGAAUGUUCUAAUUGCGCUUCAGUUGCCCGUUCUGGUUCCACUGGCCUUCAUUCGGAACAUCUCCAAGUUAGGACCAGCUGCGCUUCUAGCGGACAUCUUCAUUCUCACGGGUCUUGGUUACAUAUAUUACUACGACAUCGCAACCAUUGCCACCCGCCAUGGCCUACACCCGAGUGUCGAGCUGUUUAACCCCGAGUCUUUCACCCUGACUAUCGGUUCCUGCAUCUUCACGUUUGAGGGCAUUGGACUCAUCCUUCCCAUUGAGUCCUCCAUGAAAUGCCCGGAUAAGUUCAAUGGUCUCCUCUACACUGUCAUGCUCAUCAUUACCGUCCUCUUCACCGCGGUCGGCGCUCUCUCCUAUGGUGCCUUCGGCUCCGACACCAAGAUCGAGGUCAUCAACAACCUACCUCAGGGCGACAAGUUCGUCAACGCUAUGCAGUUCUUCUACUCGAUGGCAAUUCUGAUCGGCGUGCCUGUGCAAUUGUUCCCGGCUGUGCGGAUCAUGGAGGGCAAACUGUUUGGCCAGAUCUCCGGCAAGCGUGAUCCCUCUAUCAAGUGGAAGAAGAACAUCUUCCGAACUGCGAUUGUUCUGGGAUGUGCAGUUCUUUCGGCUGCUGGGGCUGCUGACUUGGACAAGUUUGUCUCGUUGAUCGGGUCUUUUGCUUGUGUGCCUCUGGUGUACAUCUACCCAGCGUACUUGCACUUUAAGGCGGUCGCAAAAUCUCCCCUGGCUAAGAUCGGCGAUCUCACGAUGGUCUUGGUGGGAUUCAUCUUCAUGAUCUAUACGACGGCAUCAACGGUCUCUGUGUGGAUCCAGGGCAAUCAGUAG
Messenger RNA from Aspergillus clavatus NRRL 1, 1755 nucleotides. Its product is annotated as putative amino acid transporter. The transcript has a single exon. Lineage: Eukaryota; Fungi; Ascomycota; Eurotiomycetes; Eurotiales; Aspergillaceae. The record is from RefSeq and is a predicted model, not a curated record. Gene Ontology annotation, molecular function: amino acid transmembrane transporter activity. Gene Ontology annotation, biological process: amino acid transmembrane transport. The coding region runs from base 1 to 1755 and encodes 584 amino acids.